This is a messenger RNA of Canis lupus familiaris (dog), 7053 nucleotides long. RefSeq names its product G protein-coupled receptor 161 (gene GPR161). Gene Ontology annotation, biological process: G protein-coupled receptor signaling pathway. Gene Ontology annotation, cellular component: membrane; recycling endosome. The coding region runs from base 629 to 2278 and encodes 549 amino acids. The record is from RefSeq and is a predicted model, not a curated record. The transcript is spliced from 9 exons. NCBI's taxonomy places the organism in Eukaryota, Metazoa, Chordata, Mammalia, Carnivora, Canidae. Gene Ontology annotation, molecular function: G protein-coupled receptor activity.
AGCAUUUUCUAGAAAUACGCACAGUGUCAAGACAGAAGAGAAAACUACUUACAUGUGUGAUAUCACAAAAGAAGGAGGAACUAAGGAGAAAGUUUGGAGGCUUGUUUCCAUGUUAUCCUGUGCAUCAGGAUCACCUGAGGGAUGUGCUCGGCAAGAUGCAGACUUCCAGCAUGCUACCCUAGACCUUAUACACUCGAUAGAGAGAUGUUGGUUCCACCUACCCAGCAAUCUCACCAAAAUGUCCUAGAGGCUUCAUCCUGACCCAAGAGGCCUGCGGCUUAUCUCCAUCCCUGAGCCAAGCAUCUGGCUGGAAAAAGCUGCAGCACAGAAGACGCAGGAGGCCAGCGGCCGGUCCAGACCGACGGAGACAACAGCACGAGAAGGAAGGGUUCUGCCGUCGGAGCUGGCGGCGCCGGGCUCUGCGCGCCGUCCUGAUCGCCGCUGGGCCUCGCGGUCCGGAGAGGAGCGGAGCCGCGCCGCGGGCUGUGGGUCCAGGGCCGGCGGGACGAGGAGAGGUGAGCCCUGUGUGGUGGGAGUAUCAGAGACGGAGGACUGUGUGGUCAGAGGGGCUGAGCUCUUUGUUUGGGUUCCACGGAAGGCAGAAUGGGCUGAACUGGAACUGACCUAAAUGUCCACCAAAGGAGCCGUCCAGCAUGCUUUGCACACCGCACGCCGAGGUGCCCUGACCAUGAGCCUGAACUCUUCCCUCGGCCACAGGAAGGAGCUGAGUAACCUCACAGAGGAGGAGAGUGGUGAAGGGGGCGCUGUCGUCACUGACUUCAUCACCAUCAUCAUCAUCACCAUUUUCGUCUGCCUGGGCAACCUGGUCAUCGCCGUCACCUUGUACAAGAAGUCGUACCUCCUCACCCUCAGCAACAAGUUCGUCUUCAGCCUGACCCUGUCCAACUUCCUGCUGUCCGUGCUGGUGCUGCCUUUUGUGGCCACCAGCUCCAUUCGGAGGGAAUGGAUCUUUGGUGUGGUCUGGUGCAACUUCUCCGCCCUCCUCUACCUGCUGAUCAGCUCGGCCAGCAUGCUCACACUCGGGGUCAUCGCUGUCGACCGCUACUAUGCUGUCCUGUACCCCAUGGUGUAUCCCAUGAAGAUCACGGGGAACCGAGCUGUGAUGGCGCUUGUCUAUAUAUGGCUUCACUCCCUCAUCGGCUGCCUGCCACCUCUGUUUGGUUGGUCGUCGGUGGAGUUUGACGAGUUCAAGUGGAUGUGUGUGGCUGCGUGGCACCGGGAGCCCGGCUAUACCGCCUUCUGGCAGAUCUGGUGUGCCCUGUUCCCCUUCCUGGUCAUGCUGGUGUGCUAUGGCUUCAUCUUCCGCGUGGCCAGGGUCAAGGCCCGCAAGGUGCACUGUGGCACUGUGGUCAUCGUGGAGGAGGAUGCACAGAGGAAUGGGAGGAAGAACUCCAGCACCUCCACCUCCUCCUCCGGCAGCAGGAGGAAUGCCUUUCAGGGCGUGGUCUAUUCGGCCAACCAGUGCAAAGCCCUCAUCACCAUCCUGGUGGUCAUCGGGGCCUUCAUGGUCACCUGGGGCCCCUACAUGGUUGUCAUCACCUCCGAGGCCCUCUGGGGGAGGAACUACGUCUCCCCGGCCCUGGAGACCUGGGCCACGUGGCUGUCCUUUACCAGUGCCAUCUGCCACCCCCUGAUCUAUGGGCUCUGGAACAAGACGGUUCGCAAGGAGCUGCUGGGCAUGUGCUUUGGGGAUCGGUACUACCGGGAGCCGUUCGUGCAGCGGCAGAGGAUGUCCAGGCUCUUCAGCAUUUCCAACAGGAUCACAGACCUGGGCCUGUCCCCACACCUCACGGCUCUUAUGGCAGGCGGCCAGCCCCUGGGGAACAGCAGCAGCACUGGGGACACUGGCUUCAGCUGCUCCCAGGACUCAGGAACAGAUGUGAUGCUGCUCGAGGACUACGCGUCUGACGACAACCCUCCCUCCCACGGCGCUUGCCCCCCCAAGAGAAGGAGCUCCGUGACAUUUGAGGAUGAAGUGGAACAAAUCAAAGAUGCUGCCAGGAACCCUAUUCUUCACGUGAAAGCUGAAGUGCAUGAGUCCUUGGACAGUUAUGCAGCCAGCUUGGCCAAAGUCAUAGAGGCCGAAGCCAAAAUCAACCUGUUUGGGGAGGAGGCUCUUCCCGGGGUCCUGGCCACAGCACGGACUGUCCCAGGGGCUGGCUUUGGGGGACGCCGAGGCAGCAGGACUCUAGCGAGCCAGAGGUUGCAGCUGCAGAGCAUCGAGGAAGGGAACAUUUUAGCUGCAGAACAGAGAUGAAGGCCUCAGGGUGGACUGUCCCACAGAGGGGCGUCCGGGAAAGGAACAACAUCUAGGGUGUAGCCACCAGAAAAAACACCAGAAAAAAACAAGUGUCUUGUGAGACCACACGUGUGCUCCUUGUGGGUCCUGGCAACGGGACCAGAGGCAUCUAAGGCACAGAGGCAAGCAGAUGAAGGCGUGGCCAUGACAUUUUGGAAGUGAGGCAUAGAAGGGGGACCCUGGCUUGGGAGGAAACCACCCUGUGGGUUACUUCCUCUUCCUUCAUGACCUAGAAGUCCAGCCGAGCACUGUCCCAGAGGUCUCAGCAGGUAAGCACUUCCCUGUGCACUUUGGAGGACAGAACUUCCUAACGAAGCAUGAUCAUCCCUUGGGCUUCUGCAUGGUUGAUGCAGGCCACGUGGGGUCAUCAGUUCUACACUGAAUGGUCCCCAGAGGAGAGCCUGGAAGCAGAGCCCCUCAGAUGGAGUUCCCAACAUCUCUAUCCUGCUUAUGACCUCAAAAUCAGCAGAGUCACUUGCCGGUGCUGGCCACUAUCAGGCCAGACAGCUGCUGUCAAUGAGGAUGGGGCCACCUUGCCCACCUCCCUAUUGACUGAUUCUCCAGUAUUUCAAAAGAAGGGAGCAACCACUAUAAAAGACACAAGAAAGGAGCAAGUGCUAGAUAUUUCAUUUCCAGAAUUAAAAAGAUAAUCCCUUUGGUUAGUACACAGCACAAUCUUCCCAAGCCUGACUGGGGCUGUGGUGCCCAGCACAGCUGGGAAACAGGCUGUUCUUCAUGUAAGGAAACCUCAUCUGCUAGAUUGUUUGUGGUAUUUGACCAGUCAGAGUGGCUGGCUUCCAGGUACACUGGCAGCAAUCCCACUGCGGGCAACAGCGGCUGAUUCCCCAGCCCCAGGCAGUGUGAGACAGGAUGAAACAGAAAGGACGCUGGACUUGUGCUCUUGACCCAGUUCCUCUGCUUCCACUCUUCGGGACUUCCAGUCACCUCUCAAAGCCAUCCAGAAAGUGGGAUAAUGGGGUGGGAAGUUGGAGAAAAUGACCUCCGAGAUAAUUUCCAGCUGUCAUCUUCAAUGUCAGAGUCUGUAGGUGAGAGAGGUGGGGGGAAGUGGACCCUUGGACCAACACCAGCACAGCUUUUGAGAUGGUUUCUGACGGGCAAAUGCAGCCCUGUGGGUACAGAGUGUGAACUCAGCCGUCCUGUGUCUAGCAGGGUCCUGACAGAAGGCUGACCUCCCAGAACCAGAAGUGAAGGAAGAGGUGGAAGUAGAGCUGCAGGAAUGUGAUUUGUACGGUUAGAACUUGCUCGUCUCCCAUUUGAGUUGGGACGGCAGUUGAUGGGUGGCCUGGCAGUAGUGCAGUGGUGACCUGGGAAGUCAGGGAAUCCCUCGCAUCUGCCCUUCCUGGAAAAUAAGCUAAGCGCAAAACAUUCCCCGCCUUUGGAAUUCUAGGUGGCCAGAAGAAGGCAGAUUCUGGGGAGAUCCAGCUGCAUCUGCUCCAAGGCAGCUUACUCCAGACAGUACAUUCCCUCUGUGGUGGUUUCUUUGGGGCCUACCUGGCUCCUGGUGACCAGUCGUGGCAGCCAGUGACCAGCUGCUUACUAAAGCCUUUUCACUCGUCCUGGGGCUUGCUGCCUUUGUGUUGACUGAGGCCAUCAGCAGUGCUCCCAGGUCAGCUGGGUGCCGGGCACUGGUCUGGGUUCUGGAGAGGGCGGGGAGGAGCAGGUGGCUUUUCCAGAGGAGCAGAGAGCAGUUGCACCUGUGGGCUCUGCCUAUACGUGCAGGUCAGACGGAUUCCGCUACCACUACUGGGAGGCAUUCCUAAGUCUGCGGGCAUUUUAUGUUUUCUAUGUGUAUGUAUUUUUUUCCUAUACUCGUCUAGUAAAGGGGCCAUAUUCCUCAUCAACUGAUGUGCACAGAGAUCUUCAACUCCAGGCUGGACUAACCUGGGAUGGCUUGUCCAUUAGGCUUUUGUGAGAGCGGCACAUUGGCUGGUGUCUGGGGAGAGUCCUGAAACCUCAAGGCCCCAGUGGCAGAUCCCAGACUAGCUAGAUCCCAGGGUUUCAUCCUAGCCUAUCUAGAAAUGUCGCAGAAGGACUCACUGCCUUUCUCUUUUUCCUUUUGGCACUGCCAGACAUGGCACGCCCACUAGGUGCAGAGCAAAGCGCUUCACUCAACACAAUGUAGGGAGAGGCCUGGCUGGUAGUGAUGCCAGUAAAGAGCAGUCAGGUAAUGCUUAUUCAAUACGUCCACCAGGGGGAGGUGAACAUUUCCAGGUGGGGCACUUAGGUGGGGGACCAUGUGAGCCAAGCCUGGGAGGAUGUUUGGUAGCUAGAGCCAUAUUUUGUGCAUUCAGGAAUUCAAAUCUGCCUUGAUUCCGGCCUGAGAGCCAGAGCAAGUGGGGCGGGAGGAGCAGGGCAAGGAGGAGAGGAAAGGGAGAGAAUCCCCACACGUUCUCGCGUUCCCGAGAGCCUCUUUGGGGACCCCUGCCCUCAGUGCAGAAGGUCAAAACCCCAACUGCCCCCCCUCAGCCUGGGCCUGUUGGCUUUAUACUGCUGUGCAGGGCGGGGGUGGGGUGGGGACACUUGGCCACGUGGUCGCUGAAAAACCUCAGUCGUGCGUGUCCCAGUUUUAACAGAACCACAUUUUGGGCUGUUGCCCAUUUCUGCCCCUAUCCCUGAAACUGCCACUUGAUGGGCCCCCUGCUGUGCUCCGGGUACCAAGCUACCCGGCACAGCGCCGCUGCGCGCCCGGCGGGAGGCACGGAGUCCUCGCCUUCGGGGCCCGCGACGCUAGGUGGCAGCAGUGCGGCUGCGGCGCCGCGGAGGCCGUGCGCCCCGCACCCCGAAGCCUUCCUGGCGGCGGCGGCGGCGGCGGCGGGCGGCUCUCUUCCGCGGGACCCGCGGGGCGCAGCCCCCAGAUGGGUGCUGGGGACGUGGGGCGGCCGUUCGGACGGGAACGGGCUUUGACAUGGAGACCUUAGGAGCGCGUUCAGCCCUGGCGACGGAGCGCUUCUCCGUUCGAGGGCUUGCUCGUGGGGGACUGGGCUCUGGACGGGCCCCAGGGCCUGCCCGCGGCCGGUGGUCAGCCUGGAGCCCCGCUGCCUCUCGUCCACGGAGCCGGGGAGGGUGACGUGGCUCCGAAGGGCCGAGGGGGUCCGGCAGGCUCGGAGUUCCGUCCGGCGCUGCCGCUGAGGGAGCCGGGCAGCCUUGGGUCCCUGUCCUUAUCGCUACAAUAGGGGGUGUAACUUAGUCCUCUGUGGGGACGCGGGAUGCAGGUGGGCCUCUUCCUAGGGGACCCUCCGGACCCGAGCGUCCCGCACGGCACCUGUGUGUGGCUGGAGCUGGGCCACCGCCUUUUCCCAGUAUCGGUGGGCGGGGGCGGUGGACUGGUCUCCCAGGCAUCUCCAGGACACGAAGGGGAAGAUCUUGAGGAGACCACUGUUAGGUAGACAGGAGGUGCUGAGGGUUGUGGCCCUGGGGAUGGCCCCGUUUGCUGCAUACACAGCAUAAGCAGAUCUUCUGGGAAGGGGGGUGUGGGGAGGCAAUAGAGGGAGGAAUGUGUGAAGUAGCAAAAAUGAACUUUUCGGUUAAUGGCAUUCAAAAAUGAUGGACCUCCAGGGCCUGCUGUAGAGUCCCAGACCAGGGCACGAACUCAGCCUUGACCUCCCUUACAGCUCCUGAGAUGUGACCUGGGUGCUAAGUACACCUGUGUCCCCCUCUGACAGUGACUGCUUGGCAGCGGGUCUUGGGCUCACAGAAUCUUUGAUCCUCCAAGCCCCUGAGGCAAGAGGCCACACAGGAGUCCAUGCUGGUACCCACAGCAUAUGCAGAACCCAGAUGAAUCCCAUGGGAGACAGAAGGGACAUUACAAUUUCCACCCUAAAGCAAAGUGGCUGUCAUAUGUGACUGUAGGAGGGGACAGAGCCUGACCACCCUCUGGGAUGGGGAGAGGGGACACACAAAAUCCAGGGAGGCCUAGGGAAUGUCUGAUACCCCCACCCCAAGUACAUUAAGCCAGAGUCUGGGUCAAAUGUCAGAUGUUUGGCCAUGUGACUGAGAAGGAGGUGGAGGAGGGAUACUAAAAGUCGUCAUUAGGCCAGCUGAGCUUAGUAGGUGGGUAGAAACUAAACCAGAGAGCUUGGGAGCCUGAAAUACUGGCUUGCGAGACCUCAAAAAACUGCAACCCAAGAAAAGUGAUUGGAUGUAUUUGGAAGAUUUCAAAGCACAAACUCAAAUCUGCAUGAGAUUACCAAAAGCACGGUUUUGCUCAGUGUUAUUUUUAGGAGAACAUAAUACACAAAGCUGUGUUCAUUUCCCUCAGAGAUUUUUCCUGAAUAGUAUUGGUAUUAAUAGCUUAGGAAUGAGAAGCCAUUUCUGGUUUUGUUUUUCACCCCACCAUCUUUGAAAUAUCCGGAGUCACAGGCAAGUUAGCAUGUCCCAGAUGAAAAGGCAGUCCCCAGUCCCGCACUCCCACAGAGGUGACCCGGGGAAUGGAAUGUGCCACCUCCCAGGGAAGUUGCAGCCUCACAGCCUCUGAGUGCAGUGGGAAGAGCCUGUCUGCCAGGAAACAGGUCACUCUGCGAUGUGGAUGUGCUGAGAGAGCCCUGUGCUGGAUGCAGAAGUUGUCAAAAACCUUGAAAGCAAAACAAAAGCAAGCUAAUCCUGAAAUAUAUUCCACUUGAAGUUUUUGGACAAUUUUUUUUAAAAGAAGAAAAAUGUUUAGGAUAAUUAUAAAUCACAGUAUUUAUAAACGAUUAAAAGUAUAUUUAGAAUAG